Molecule: messenger RNA, 3474 nt
Organism: Rhopalosiphum padi (bird cherry-oat aphid)
Lineage: Eukaryota; Metazoa; Arthropoda; Insecta; Hemiptera; Aphididae
Gene: dor
Product: vacuolar protein sorting-associated protein 18 homolog
Exons: 18
Coding region: 272-3208 (978 amino acids)
Biological process (GO): intracellular protein transport; endosome organization; endosome to lysosome transport
Cellular component (GO): HOPS complex; endosome
Molecular function (GO): protein-macromolecule adaptor activity; protein binding
Source: RefSeq, a predicted model, not a curated record
UAUCAUAUCGCCCGCUAACAUUACUCGUUAGUAAGUUGAAAGUUUAAGAAUUGAACACCCAACAGCGUAGAAUAAGACUAUAAAAUAGUUUAACAGUUUACAUAAAUCUCAAGGUUACAAAAUUAUUUUAUUAAUUUUUAAUAUUUUGAAGUUUAUUUAUUUUCUUAUGACAAUUUAAAAUUAAAAUGCAGAAGUGAUUUUGUUCGAGAAGUUUGAAACAAAUAUUAUCAACGUUUGACAUUCGAUGAUUUGAUUUUUAUUUAAAUACACAAUGAUUUCAAUACUUGAUCAGUUUGAGCAGGGAGUUGAAAGUAGAAUUAAAAUACCGCCAACAUCCAAGCAAUUGCUGGAAGGAAGUUUUGAUAGAGACACAGAUCUCCAAGGAGUACCCAUUCUAUCCAAGAAGAAAGUCAAUUUCUCUCCGAGCGAUAAGAUUACUCAGUUGCUGGUAAGCAAUGAAUAUGUGGUAUUAGUCAUGGUCAACAAUGUGUUGUUGCGAAUAAACUUAAAACAGGACAAUAUCGAAGAAAUUGAUACAUUGAAAACUUCAUCUCUUAAAGUUAAGCAAUUGUUCUUGGAUCCCUUUGGAGAGCAUUUAUUAAUUUCAUGUGGUAACAUAAAUAGUUCUCAGUUAUUUUAUGCAACUAAACUGUCCAAACUCAAACCUGUAGGAAAAUAUCAGGGCUCAGAAAUAACAUCUGUGGCUUGGAACUAUGAUCAUAGAGUGAAAUCUACAUCUACCACAACUGGGCCUAUACUGCUUGGAAAUUCAUCUGGUACAAUAAUUGAAACACAAUUAGGAACGGAGUUUGAUAGAUUUUUCCAAGGCAGCGUAGUUCAAUAUUGGAAAGAGGUAUUUGAUAUAAGUAAAGGACAACCUAUUCCUAUAAUUGGACUCCAGUAUCACAGAGUUGGAAAAUCAGAUCUAUUUUAUAUAUUAGCAAUUACACCAACAAAAUUGUAUCAAUUUGUUGACUUUAUACUUAAUAAAGACGAAAGACCGAUGUUACAACAAAUCUUCAAUAAUUAUUUGACCAUACCAGAACGUUUUUAUGAAGUCCCAACUGUAAUGAAACAUAGCAAAUUACAUUUUUAUUUUUUAAACAACGAUUUUACUGUUCCAAAAUAUUUUGGAUUCCUUACAGAGUUAGGAGUGUUUGUUGCGGAAAUUGAUAUAAAUAGAAAUGAAAAAACAAUUUUUAGCUCGCAUGAACUCAUUGAGUAUAGUCGGUUGUAUGGAAGAGAUGAUGAUGAUUUCACUGUACCAUUAUCAAUGACAUUUACACGUUAUCAUGUAUUGUUGUUAUUUCCAGAAAGAGUUAUAGCUGUUUCUUUAGUAGCCCCAGCUGAUCGCAACGCAUCCCAAGUGAUGGAUGAAGAUUACUGUUCCGAUAACUAUGGUAGACUGUUGAAUAUAACAAAAGAUUUGAUGACUGGAACAAUUUGGUUGUAUGCAGAACGAGCUGUUUUUAGAUAUAAAAUUACUAAAGAAGAUCGCCAUGUUUGGAAAGUCUAUCUUGAUAAAGGGAUGUUUGAAGAAGCAAAAGAAAUAUGCAUUAACAAUCCUUACAGGAUAAAUCAAGUAUUAGUUAAACAAGCAGAGUAUUUUUUUAAUUCAAAACAGUAUGAAAACAGUGCACUGAUAUAUGCUAACCUAAAUGUAUCAUUUGAAGAAAUUGUAUUGAAAUUUUUACAUUUAAAUGAAAAAAAACCCAUAAAACUGUUCCUUAUGAAAAAACUAGAUGGUUUAAAUUCACAAGAUUAUACAAAAAUCACAAUGAUUACAUUGUGGUUAAUUGAGUUGUUUGCUAAUGAAUUGGCUGUACUUAAAAAUUAUAAGCAAGUAAAAUCAGAAGAAUAUAUUACGCUACAAGAAUCAUUUAAACAAUUUUUAUCUAUACCCAUUAUUCAAGAUUGUAUACGUAAAAAUUGGGAAAGCAUAUAUGAUAUAUUGGCUAGUCAUGGUGAUGUGAAUUUUAUGAUUUGGUUGGCACUUGAAAAUCAAGAUUAUAAGCGAGUUAUUCAGCAUUAUUUAAAUGAAGAAAAUAUUGCUGAGGCAUUAACAUUGUUAGACAACCAUCCAUUUAGUGAAUUAUUUUAUACGUUUUCUUCUGAUCUUGUUGAAAAAGCCCCGGCACAAACUGUAUCUAUUUUGAUAAAACAAGGACAGAAGUUAGAUCCUUUAAAAGUCAUCAAUGCAUUGAUAAUUCCAAACCCAAGCAAAAGACUCGCUUUGGAAAUAAUCAGAUACUUGGAGUACAGUAUUCAUUGCUUGAACUGCCAUGUGGAAUCUGUACAUAACUAUUUGAUAUCUCUCUAUAUCAAGUACAAUAGAGACAAACUGAUGAAUUACUUAAAACUACAAGGUCGAGAGAUAACAGCUGUAAGUUACAAUCCAGAAUUUGCUCUGCGAUUGUGUCGUGAACAUCAGUUAGGAGAAGCGUGCGUACAAUUGUCUAUUGUCUUGGGCCUAUGGGAAGCUGCAGUGGAUCUAGCAUUGACAGUCAGUGUUGAUUUGGCCAAAACCACAGCUUCGUUGCCCAAUAAUAAUAUAGAAUUAUCAAAAAAACUUUGGCUAAAGAUCGCACAAUAUGUAGUAAAACAAAAUAAUGACAUAGAACAAGCCAUGCGAUUUUUGGAAGAGUGCAAGUUUUUAAAAAUUGAAGACAUAUUACCAUUUUUCCCAGAUUUUGUAACAAUUGAUCAUUUUAAAGAUGCUGUGUGUUCAUCUCUUGAAGUGUACAAUAAGGAUAUACAAAAUCUCAAGGAAGAAAUGGAAGAUGCUACCAAAUCGGCCGAAGUAAUUAGAUCUGAAAUUUUGUCAUUCAGAAAUGGAUACAUGUUAAUCCAACCAUCGAAUGAAUGUAGCAGUUGUCAUGAACAAUUAAUGACCAAAGCUUUUUAUACGUUCCCUUGUUCACACUGUUUUCACGCAGAGUGUCUGAUCAAGGAAAUGCAACCAUAUGUCAAUUCCAGUACAAUAAACACUAUUAAGGAUCUACAAAAUCAGCUCAGCACCUUGUAUCAAAACAACAAAGACAUAUCACAGUCAUUGGAAGCAAUCAAUCGUCGCGAUAAAGUCAAAGAUUCCCUAGAUAAAUUAUUGGCAGCUGAAUGUUUUUUCUGUGGCGAUAUUAUGAUCAGUCUUAUCGAUAAGCCUUUCAUAGAAGAUGCUGACUUUGAAAAGAUAAAACAAGAUUGGGAAUAAAAUCUAUAAAAUAUUAUUUAUGAUUUAAUUGUAUUAUUUACUAAAUAACCAUAAUAUGAACAUACCUAUUAUUAUUGUUUAUAUUUUACUUUACUCUAUAUUCAAUUAGAAAUAAUAAUUAUUAUUAUUUUGUCAAUUGAAAUUUGUUGUAUUUUUUAAUUCAUGUCUUCCACAUCAAUCAUGCCAUAUUAUAUGCACAGUUAUACCAUGUAUUGAAUACCUAAUUAUUAUAUUAUAUGAUUUAUAAUACACAAUGAUCUCAAAGG